UGGGAGCCAGGGGAACGCCGGCCAUGGCCGCCUGGCGAGCCCUGGGUAGGAGCCGUGUCCUUCCUCUGAGCCGCGCCCUCACCGGCCGCGGCUGUCGGUUCGCCCCCGAGCGUGGCGCCGAGUGCAGGGAUGCAGCGCCCAGUCGGGUCUCAAGGUUCCGCCCUCCAAGGAAGUCUCACCAUGACUGGAUAGGACCCCCAGACAAACAUUCCAACCUUCGGCCCGUCCACUUUUACAUCCCUGAGGACGAGUCGGCGGCAGAACAAAAGCUCAGAGAGUUAAGACAAGAAACCCAAGAGUGGAACCAGCAGUUCUGGGCCAACCAGAAUGUGACCUUCCGCAAGGAAAAAGAAGAGUUUAUUCACUCGAGACUGAAGGCGAAAGGCCUGGGACUGAGAGCUGAAUCAGGUCAAAAAGCGACAUUGAAUGCAGAAGAAAUGGCUGAGUUUUACAAGGAGUUUUUAUGUAAAAAUUUUCAGAAGCACAUGUAUUAUAAUAGGGACUGGUACAGGCGCAAUUUUGCCAUCACCUUCUUCAUGGGCAGAGUGGCGCUGGAGAGGGUUUGGAACAAGCUGGGCCUGAAGCAGAGGACGAGCAGAUAGGAGCCCGCCCCGCGCCCCGGGCUUUCCGAGAGGCGCUGGUUCGGGGCCUGUUGCCGAGGGACCUGAAAGCCCAUGAGUGACGCGAGUCCCACCCCUUCUUCCUGGGGCCCUGGGUUCACGUCGCCACCGGACAGCCUGGGAGGACGCAGGCCUGGUUUGCUGGGGCCAGGGGCUCCGUCCUGCCCAGACUCCGGCUGGCUCUUGGCCACAGAAGUGACGUUCUACCCAUUGGAAAUAGAGGAAUAUGAAAAUAUUAGUAAAACGUCACCUGAAAAGUUGGACUCCUCGGAUGACAGCAACUGGGGAGCUGCUGCAGGGUCACCGGCCACGUAGGUGGCGGGGCCCACG
Molecule: messenger RNA, 950 nt
Organism: Pteronotus mesoamericanus
Lineage: Eukaryota; Metazoa; Chordata; Mammalia; Chiroptera; Mormoopidae
Product: cytochrome c oxidase assembly factor 8
Exons: 5
Coding region: 24-602 (192 amino acids)
Biological process (GO): intrinsic apoptotic signaling pathway
Cellular component (GO): mitochondrion
Source: RefSeq, a predicted model, not a curated record